AAAAAGCCGCUUCGUGCAUUUCCUAGUUUCCUCAGGCUCGGUUUGUUUGCCUCGCCGGAGCGCCUCCCGGGGAAUUCUAACUUCUACGUAAGCCCGAAAAGGAAGAAAUCGGCUUUGCUCCCGGCAAGAAAUAUUGAUAGUGGGAGGUGAAGCAAGCUAACAAUCAAGGAUGGGCGUCUCUGAACAUUUCUCUGUCGACAAGCAAUUCCUCAGUGCUCCCGUGAAAUCAACUGUAGAUAAGUUUCAGCUUCUUCCUGAGUUCUUAAAGGUGAGAGGACUGGUGAAGCAGCAUUUGGAUUCGUUCAAUUAUUUUGUCAACACCGAAAUCAAGAAGAUUGUCCGUGCCAAUAAUCGUAUCACUUCCCGUGUCGAUCCUUCUAUCUACCUUGAGUACACAGAUGUCAACAUUGGUGAACCGUCAGUCACAGCAGAUAAUGUUACUGACGCUCUUACACCUCACAUGUGUCGGCUGUCAGACCUGACUUAUGCUGCUCCUAUAAUGGUCAAUGUAGAAUACACAAAAGGAAGUCAUGUUGAUAAAACUAUUGAAAAGAAGAGAAAUGUUGUAGUUGGAAGAAUGCCUAUAAUGCUACGGAGUUGCCGCUGUAUUUUAAAUGGAAAGGAUGAAGCUGAACUGGCCAGACUUGGUGAGUGUCCUCUGGAUCCGGGAGGUUAUUUUAUUGUUAAAGGCACUGAAAAGGUCAUUUUGAUUCAAGAGCAGCUUUCCAAGAACAGAAUUAUUAUUGGUAGUGAUAAAAAGGGGCGCUUAAAUGCAUCCAUCACUAGCAGCACAGAGUCAACAAAGAGCCUAACAGUUAUUCUUAUGGACAAGGAAAAGAUAUAUUUACAUCUCAAUGCUUUUACUAAACAGGUUCCCAUCAUGGUGAUCAUGAAAGCUAUGGGAAUGGAGAGUGACCAAGAGGUAGUACAGAUGGUUGGAAGAGAUCCUAGAUAUGCUGCCCUACUUCUGCCUUCCAUUCAGGAAUGUGCAGACUCAGAUGUACAUACACAACAACAGGCCUUGGAGUUCCUUGAGAAGAAGGUGAAGAAGUCAACAUUUUCAAAUGCUUCACAUGAUAAGGAAGGAAGAUCAAUGGACAUCCUUCGUGAUGUACUUGUUGCUAAUGUUCCCGUUCGUCAGGGCAAUUUUCGCCCAAAAUGUAUUUACAUUGCUGUAAUGAUGAGACGCAUGAUGGAUGCGAUUUUAAACAAGGAUGCAAUGGAUGAUAAGGAUUAUGUGGGGAACAAGCGGUUGGAACUAUCUGGCCAAUUAAUAUCCUUGCUUUUUGAGGAUUUGUUCAAGACAAUGAAUAGUGAGAUCAUAAAGAAUAUAGAUGCAAUCCUAGGGAAGACCAGUCGGUCUAGUCAGUUUGAUAUUUCUAAGUAUAUUGUGAAAGAUAGUAUUACCCAUGGGCUUGAAAGAGCCAUUUCAACUGGAAAUUGGGAUGUCAAACGGUUCAGAAUGAACAGAAAAGGCAUGACACAGGUUCUUGCUAGGCUCUCGUUCAUUGCAACCGUAGGCCACAUGACCAAAAUCUCACCACAGUUUGAGAAGUCCAGGAAAGUAAGUGGACCCAGAGCAUUACAGCCUAGCCAGUGGGGCAUGCUUUGCCCUUGUGACACUCCUGAAGGUGAAGCUUGUGGAUUGGUGAAAAACUUGGCUCUGAUGACUCAUGUAACGACUGAUGAAGAGGAAGGUCCAUUGAUUAUUCUGUGUCACAGCUUGGGCGUGGAAGACUUGGAGCUGCUGUCUGCAGAAGAGCUUCACACCCCAAAUUCUUUUCUGGUUAUAUUUAAUGGGCUUAUUCUUGGCAAGCAUAGGCAGCCACAGCAUUUUGCAAAUGCCAUGAGAAAAUUGCGUAGAGCCGGUAAAAUUGGGGAAUUUAUAAGCAUCUUUGUCAAUGAAAAGCAGCGUUGUGUAUAUGUUGCGUCAGAUGGAGGCCGUGUUUGUCGACCACUUGUUAUUGCUGAUAAGGGCGUAUCUAGGAUCAAGGAGCAUCAUAUGAGGGAAUUGAGGGAUGGUAUUCGCACAUUUAAUGAUUUUUUACGUGAAGGGUUAAUUGAAUAUCUUGAUGUCAAUGAGGAGAACAAUGCUUUGAUUGCUUUAUAUGAAAGUGAGGCUGGAGCAGAAACAACUCAUAUAGAAAUUGAGCCUUUCACCAUCUUAGGUGUUUGUGCUGGAUUGAUCCCUUUUCCUCACCAUAACCAAUCACCAAGAAAUACUUAUCAGUGCGCCAUGGGAAAACAAGCAAUGGGGAAUAUUGCUUAUAACCAGCUAUGUCGGAUGGACACAUUACUUUACCUGUUAGUGUAUCCACAACGGCCAUUACUGACAACAAGAACUAUUGAGCUGGUUGGAUAUGAUAAGCUUGGAGCUGGGCAAAAUGCAACAGUUGCUGUAAUGAGUUACAGUGGUUAUGACAUUGAGGAUGCUAUUGUGAUGAACAAGUCCUCUCUUGAUCGUGGUUUUGGUCGUUGUAUUGUAAUGAAGAAGUUGUCUGCAAUCAAUCAGAAGUAUAAUAAUGGCACAUCAGAUAGAAUAAUCAGACCUCAGAAAGUGGGGAAUGAUGCAGAAAGGAUGCAGAUACUUGAUGAUGAUGGGCUCGCUGCUCCUGGGGAAAUAAUUAGACCACAGGACAUCUAUAUCAACAAAGAGUCCCCUGUCAUUACAAAUGCCGCUGUUGCAUCUCCUAUGGGAUUACCAGAUAGUGCGUACAAGUCCACGAGGCAAACAUAUAAAGGUCCUAAAGGGGAGACGACGGUAAUUGAUAGAGUAUCACUUUCCUCAGACAAGGAUAAUAAUCUGUGUAUAAAAUUUUUAAUCCGUCAAACUCGGAGACCAGAGGUCGGUGAUAAAUUUAGCAGCCGACAUGGGCAGAAAGGUGUUUGUGGCACGAUUGUUCAACAAGAAGACUUUCCCUUUUCUGAACGAGGAAUUUGCCCGGAUUUGAUUAUGAAUCCUCAUGGAUUCCCAAGUCGAAUGACAAUAGGCAAGAUGAUAGAGCUUCUUGGUGGCAAAGCCGGGGUUUCAAGUGGUAGAUUUCAUUAUGGAAGUGCCUUUGGUGAACCUAGUGGCCAUGCAGACAGAGUUGAAACCAUAAGUGAAACACUUGUGAACCAUGGCUUUAGCUACAAUGGCAAAGACUUCAUCUAUUCAGGCAUCACAGGGUGUCCACUGCAAACCUAUAUAUUCAUGGGGCCAAUCUACUACCAGAAAUUAAAACACAUGGUUCUCGAUAAGAUGCAUGCCCGUGCUAGGGGACCCCGUGUCAUGCUAACCAGACAACCUACUGAAGGAAGAAGCCGUGAUGGAGGACUACGACUUGGAGAAAUGGAACGUGAUUGCUUGAUCGCUUAUGGUGCUAGUAUGUUGAUUUUUGAACGCUUAAUGAUCUCUAGUGAUCCAUUUGAAGUUCAGGUUUGCAGGGUUUGUGGAUUGCUGGGUUAUUACAACCAUAAGCUGAGAACUGGGAUCUGUUCCACUUGCAAAAAUGGAGAUAAUAUCUCUACCAUGAAACUGCCAUACGCUUGCAAACUCUUAUUCCAGGAACUCCAGUCAAUGAAUAUCGUCCCUCGACUAAAACUGACUGAGGCAUGAUCUGCUUGGAUGUUUAGCUUACCAUAUACAUGUGAGCAUCUACAUUGUUGAAGAUAUGCUUGUUGCCAGUAUUCACUU
Molecule: messenger RNA, 3676 nt
Organism: Telopea speciosissima
Lineage: Eukaryota; Viridiplantae; Streptophyta; Magnoliopsida; Proteales; Proteaceae
Product: DNA-directed RNA polymerase III subunit 2
Exons: 39
Coding region: 170-3598 (1142 amino acids)
Biological process (GO): DNA-templated transcription
Cellular component (GO): RNA polymerase III complex
Molecular function (GO): DNA binding; ribonucleoside binding; DNA-directed RNA polymerase activity
Source: RefSeq, a predicted model, not a curated record